AUGCGUCGCUACUCGCAGAAAAAUGAUGCCAUCCACUUGGCAGACGCUCUUGGUCUCUUAUCGCCCCGCCGAAACGUCAAACCACCGCCAAAGAAACUCACCACUCAGCCUUAUAGGCCGCUGAUCUUCACUAACCUUAGCAAGGGGCCCGUGGCUGAACAUUACAAUGAAAUCAAAAAGGAUCUUUUGGCUGACUACAAGAUCCCCAUGGUGGACCAUUCGAGACAGAUGGAUACGCUUCUCAAGGAUCUCCGAGCUGUCAAUGAGAUCUCCCAUAGAAAUGUGCUGCAGAAGAACUUAUAUAACCACGUAAAGACGCUCCAGAACGAGGAUGAGCUCAUUGAGUUGACUAACCUCUCAUUCUAUCAAAAUCGCUUGACCAUGCCGCUUUUUACAAGAUUCAUCAUGAACAAAAACCUAACUGACCUUUCACGACUUCCCUUCAACGUUCAGAACAUCGACAAAGUUGUGCUAGCGAGAAAUGGAUGGACUGACGUGAACUUUGCGGAGUUGAAGGUGUUGCUAAUGAAGAAAUACCACGAUCUUAACAAACCGCUUCUAAUUGUCAAACUCUUGAAGGACAACUUCGACAGCGAGUUCCUUCCAUUCAUCAGACUGCGCCAAUUUUCGCCCUUCUACGAGCGAAUCGUGUGGAAGUUCUAUUUUGACUACAUAUCGCAGAAUGAGGCAGAGUAUAUCAAGUCGCUAGAUAAUGUCCGGUCGUCGUUCAUGAUCUGGGAGGCGUCCUCGGCAAAAUGUUCCGAGAUUGCCCAGGUUAUGCUAGCACACCACGAGCCCAGUGGGCUACAGCAGUUAUUCUUGCAGCUUUGCAGUAGCAAUGCCGUAGAAAAGGUGGUUAAAUCGGACCUUUCGGAAGGGAGGUCUCUGCUCCUCUCAAGUCUCAAAAAGACCUCGGUGAAGUUCAAGAUUUACGAUAUCAAAACCACCGCUACGGAAAGCGUUGCCAAUAGAGCAUUGAGAUACUCGCUUAUCCACGCGAUAGAGAACGUGGUCAAUGGCCAUUUUGGCAACUGGCACCAGGAUGUCCAGUUGGCAGCCAUUAUGGACCAAAUGAAGCAUUGCCGUACAGAUAUGGUGCACCAGGGAGUCCCACAGCCGGACACAGAGAAUAUGGGGGUAUUUACGAAUUAG
Messenger RNA from Sungouiella intermedia, 1152 nucleotides. The record is from the annotation of a GenBank genome assembly. NCBI's taxonomy places the organism in Eukaryota, Fungi, Ascomycota, Pichiomycetes, Serinales, Metschnikowiaceae.